Molecule: messenger RNA, 1018 nt
Organism: Plectropomus leopardus (leopard coralgrouper)
Lineage: Eukaryota; Metazoa; Chordata; Actinopteri; Perciformes; Serranidae
Source: RefSeq, a predicted model, not a curated record
AUGUCAGACAGAGCACAUGCACAUGCAGACAGAGGCUGUGUGACUGCUGCAGCACGGUUUUGUGUGUGUGUAUGUGUGUGUGUGUGUGCGCACCGACAGGAACAGAAAAUUAGGAUCUGGGCGGAGCGCUCCCUCCCUCUGAGCCACAACCACGUCAGGUCUCCGGUGCUGCUGCUGUGGGGGGAGCGGGACGCCUUCCUGGAGCAGGAAAUGGCCGAGGCCUGCCGCCUCUACAUCCGGAAUCAUUUCCGCCUCAACAUCAUCUCUGGAGCCAGUCACUGGCUGCAGCAGGACCAGCCCGACAUUGUCAACACCCUCAUAUGGACCUUCCUCAAGGAGGGAGAGGGACGCAAAAGCUACAGGAACUAAAGCCCACAGCGGGGCCCCCUCCGCCCCCCCCCCCGUCCCCUCUCGCUUGCCACACCUGGAAGCCUGGAAUAUGCCUGUGAUACCAAGCAACAUAGUGAUAAUGCAAUCAUUCUUUAAACCUUUCACAUUUCAGUUACUUGUUAAAGCGGUAAAGAAAAAGAGUCAAAGCACACUUCACUGGAGAGGACACUGAGCAGUACACAUAUUCAAGAUGUUUUUUGCACAUGACAUCCGCCUUAAAGUUUGUCAGUUACAGCGUUACAAAAUGUGUGGCAAAAAACAAAAAAAUCUCCCGGUGACUUGUAUUGUGUGGUGCCUUUUUAACUCUGGAGUUGUCGCGGUGUGCAGCUGUCCUGAGAGACCGGGAUGUGGCGUCGUCUGCUUGUAUGUUUCACCGGGGGUCGCUCCACUCUUCUUUGGGCACGGUCCUUUUGGGAACUCUCCCGCUCCCUUUAUCAGGUAGUGUUGUCUGAAGGAGUUUUUCUUUUUUGUGUAUUUUUUCCUCAGAGAUACUUGCUCAAACAUUAGAGAAUGUGGUUAUUUGGAUCUUCCUGUAUAGUGAUGGUUGACUAUUGUACGAUUUUGUAUCUAUUCCUACACACUGCAUUUUGAGAUUCACUGAGCCAAGUCUACACCGUUUGAUUUUAUA